Adineta steineri is the source of this 573-nucleotide messenger RNA. The record is from the annotation of a GenBank genome assembly. Lineage: Eukaryota; Metazoa; Rotifera; Eurotatoria; Adinetida; Adinetidae.
AUGGAACGACCACCUUUGGUCAGAGAUCUUAUGGAAGAUCUUGAAAAUAAAACUCAUGUACCAAUAAUGAAUCAACAAGUAUUUUAUCGUGGAGAACGUUUACAUGAAACCCCUAAUAGAUCAUUGGAACAAUAUGGGAUAUUUAAUGGAAAUCAUAUUAAUUUAGUUGGAGAAAAAUUAACAGGUACAGAAGAAGAACAUUUUGGACGUUUAUUAAAUCUUGAAAGAGAUGUGAAAGUUAUCGAUGGACUACUUGAACUUAUUUGCAAUGAAUUUAAACAUUUUCAACAUAGAAAUGAACCACGAAAUCAAAAUGAACGAUAUCUUCAUGAUUUAUAUGUACGAAGUGAACGUUGUCGUUCCGAUUUCCAAACAUUUCAAUCAAUUGCAAUGAAUAUUAAUAUUACACCAUCUGCACAUGAUGCUUACAGAAAAAAGAAUGAAAUCAAUGCACUCAUUCGCGAUCGUACAGAUAUUUCAUCGAAUGUUAUUUCUGCUAUUACGUCAUAUCAAGGUGGAAGCAAUGAUUAUAAACUUCCUACCAAUGAUCAUUAUCUUUUUCAUAAACAUUAG